AUGGGUGGUGCCGCCGAUUCGUCAGCAGCGAUGGACGCUGCAGCGCAGAUGCGCAAAGCUGCUCUCAAGGGCUCCUCUGGUAUGGCAGGAUUGGUUCAAAAUCGGAAGGUCUUCGGAAUCGCCAUGUUUGCUUGCUUGGGAGGCCUUUUGUACGGUUAUAACCAGGGUGUUUUCUCUGGCGUCUUGACGAUGUAUUCAUUCGAAAAGCAUAUGGGCGACGCUGUUACCAAUCAGACGAAGAAAGGCUGGCUGACCGCUAUUCUCGAGCUUGGUGCUUGGUUCGGUGCAUUAUACUCUGGUCUCCUAUGCGAAAGAAUCUCCCGCAAGUAUACCAUCUUGGCGAAUGUCGGCAUCUUCUGCAUUGGCGUCGUGAUCCAGACAACGGCUGCAACCAAGGGUGGGAAUUCAUCGCACAUCCUCGGUGGCCGUUUUAUCACUGGUAUGGGAGUAGGAAGUCUCUCCAUGAGUGUCCCCAUGUACAAUGCAGAGAUCGCGCCACCGGAAGUCAGAGGUUCUCUGGUUGCACUGCAGCAACUUGCCAUCACCUUCGGAAUCAUGACAUUAAUCGAUAUUCCCGCAGGUUUCUUUCUGGUUGGUUCAUAUCUUCUACCAACGACUUUCUUCCCUGACGAGUAUAGGAUCAAUUACGGCACAAAUCAUAUUGGCGGCACGGGCCCAACUCAGAAAGACGCCGCAUGGCUCCUACCACUUGCCUUACAGCUGGUGCCGGCCGUUAUUCUUGGAGCAGGCAUGGUCUUCAUGCCAUUCUCACCACGUUGGCUUAUUCACCAUGACCGAGAAGACGAAGCCAAAAAGGUCCUCAUGAGUCUUCGUGGCCUGCCUGCCGACGAUCCACUUCUGCAACUCGAGUUCCUCGAGAUCAAAGCCCAGAGUCUUUUCGAGAAGCGGACCGAGAAGGAGAAAUUUCCUCACCUGGAACGAACCAACACUUGGAGCUAUAUCAAGCUGGAGGCUGCGGGAUUUGCUAGCCUCUUCACUAGUUGGCCGAUGUUCAGACGUGUCAUGGUAGCUACAGUCACCAUGACUUUCCAGCAAUGGACGGGAAUAAACGCAGUGCUCUAUUACGCGCCCUCGAUCUUCCAACAGCUCGGUAUGAGCAGCAACACCACCUCGCUCCUUGCCACCGGCGUGGUCGGUAUCGUCAUGUUCAUCGCAACAAUCCCGGCUGUUAUCUGGAUCGAUAAUCUCGGACGCAAACCCGUCCUGGUCGUCGGCGCCAUCGGAAUGGCAGCUUGCCACUUCAUCAUCGCGGCUAUAUUCGGCCAGAACGAAAACCAAUGGGACACGCACAAAGCUGCUGGAUGGGCCGCCGUCUCUAUGGUGUGGUUGUUCGUCAUCCACUUCGGUUACUCAUGGGGACCAUGCGCCUGGAUCAUCAUCGCUGAGAUUUGGCCGCUCAGUGUUCGGGCAAAGGGCACCGCGCUGGGCGCUUCGGCAAACUGGAUGAACAACUUCAUCGUCGGUCAGGUCACGCCCGAUAUGCUCCAGGAUAUCAGAUACGGGACGUACAUCUUCUUCGGCAUAAUCACCUUCCUUGGGGCUGGGUUCAUUGCCUUCAUGGUCCCCGAGACAAAGCAGUUGUCUCUUGAGGAAAUGGAUGUUAUCUUCGGCUCUGAAGGCACUGCCAUCUCCGACUAUGAGCGUCAGGCUGAGAUCUCCCGGGAGAUUGGUCUCGAUGAGGCUCUGGCGCGGUUGACCAAUACUGCCCCGAUGGAAGUUCAUGAUGUUGAAGCGAAACAGACUUGA
Messenger RNA from Aspergillus fischeri NRRL 181, 1767 nucleotides. RefSeq names its product sugar porter family MFS transporter. The record is from RefSeq and is a predicted model, not a curated record. Gene Ontology annotation, molecular function: carbohydrate:proton symporter activity. Gene Ontology annotation, cellular component: membrane. Gene Ontology annotation, biological process: carbohydrate transport; transmembrane transport. NCBI's taxonomy places the organism in Eukaryota, Fungi, Ascomycota, Eurotiomycetes, Eurotiales, Aspergillaceae. The coding region runs from base 1 to 1767 and encodes 588 amino acids. The transcript is spliced from 15 exons.